Molecule: messenger RNA, 4519 nt
Organism: Vespula pensylvanica (western yellowjacket)
Lineage: Eukaryota; Metazoa; Arthropoda; Insecta; Hymenoptera; Vespidae
Exons: 18
Coding region: 203-4519 (1438 amino acids)
Biological process (GO): actin cytoskeleton organization
Molecular function (GO): guanyl-nucleotide exchange factor activity
Source: RefSeq, a predicted model, not a curated record
GUAAAAAGGAAGAAAGAGAAGAAGGAGAAGAAGAAGAAGAAGAAGAAGAGGAAGAAGAAGAAAAAGGAAAAUAAACGAAAUACGAAGGAAAACGGGAAGACGUACGAGCUCGCAUGGAAAUUAACGUCGUGGGAGUAGGCCUCGUUUCUCGGACGAAUCGCGCGGAAAUUUGUCGCGAAAAAAGGUGAGGGAAGGAUGAAGAAUGCCCCGCGUCGGAGGAGACGGGGGUGGCGGGAACGAGAAGACAGGAGCCGGUGGCUUCGGAGGAUGGUUGGGAGGAGCUGCGAGAGCUGUGACCGGAGGAGGCGUCGCUGGUGGAUACGUCGUACUGGGUGGCACCAGAUAUGGUCUGAGACUCUCACAGGAAAGUCUGCCACCCGCGAGUUCGAGGGAGGAAUCAGCGGAGAGAAGACGGAAGAGAAAUUCGCGAGAAAGCGAGUCGAGAGAACGGCUGACGGAGAAAUUGGCGGAGAAGUCGUCGAUCGAUCUGGCGUCGAGUAUAGUCGAGUGUUGUUGCAUCGGGCCACGUUCUCGGUUGCCUCUGCCGAGGAUUCCAAUAACGACGACGACCUCGACGACGACGAUAGAGAUGACCACGUCGCCGCUUUCGUCGACGUCCACGUCGUCGUCGUCGUCCUCAUCAACAAUGGUGGCGUCGACGGUUGGCAAUGUUGGAGGAGUCAAAGGUGGAGAUGGAAAUGGAAGGGAAAGAGACGUUGGCGAAGUUUUAACAUCUCUGUCACCACCAUCACCACCUUCACCAGUGACUGUAGUAAUAGCGGCGGCACAAGCACAGCCAUCGUCUUCGUCGUCUUCGUCUCUUCCUCCCACGUUUUCGAAGAGUCGUGCCACUACUGCUGUCGUGGAACAGCCGGUGGACGCGAAGCUGGCGGCUGCUCGGCCAACGCCAAACUCUAAUAAUAACCGCGGGAUGCUGCAAAGCACUACGGUGGGGAACGAGCAGCACCACCGCCAACAGCAGCACCAGCAGCAGCACAAUCAACACCACCAGCCACAAUCAUCCGCGAUCCCAUCGCCGUCGCAGCCGGUAUCUUCCGUCUCUACUUCUUCUUCUUCUUCUUCUUCCUCCUCGACGUCUUCGUCGUUGCACCCGUCGUUCGACUCCUCCUCUUCGCCGAGCCUCCAAACGCAACACUCGGUUUCCGUGCCGCGUCAGCUCGCGCAGUGGACCAAGCAUCAGACCCUCAAGCUCCAGGAACCAGCGGUGAUAGCGGUGGACCGAUUGCACAGGUUCCGCUGGAGCGGGGGUGGAGGAGGAAGCGGGAAAAAAUCCUCUUCCGCCCCCCGCAGCGAAAAGGCCGAGCGUCUUCGCGAGCUCACGGAAAAACUCAAAGGACCAGCACCUGUCCCACCUCCUAGACGACCUUCUCGUACUCAAGCUUCCUCUCCGCCACCGGGAGGAUGUCAGCCAUCUUUUCAAUCUCAUCAACAGUCGGUUCAAGGUUGCGGUCGAUAUGAUAAUCGUGGGAUCUAUAGGAAUCAUGAAGCCGGUCUUCAGAAUCAACAACAAUAUCAUCAACAACAGCAUCCAAGGGGUAUUGUUAGAAGCGAAAGCGUUGGCGAGGAACGUCUCACUGGUACAGACUCGAUGGUCACUGGUAACGAGAGCUGUCGAAAACAACAGCUCGCUCAUGACACUUCGAAAAAGUCCUCGAAGUCGGGCAAGGUGACGGAGAGGAACAGUGGUGACGUUGGUGACGUUAAAAAUGACGCGAAUCUCGUCGUCGGUGUCCCCGUCGAGGACGCGCCGACAACAAAACAACAACAUUUGAGACAAUACAGUGAUUCAGUGGUAGAUAGUGCAACGAGCGUGGACGAUCUGUGCGAUACCUUAAACGUGUCUUCCGCUGGUACUGGUGGCAACAACAACAACGAGGCCGAGGCCAGGGACGCGGUCAGCAGGUUGGAGUCCCGAGGACCAUUGUUGACUCUUCAAAGAGCCGGUGCUCCACUCAGGAGUGCGUCCUUCGGUCAGGUGGAUUUCAAUCAAGCGAAUCGUCAAAAGACUCAGCCAGUGGCAACGAGUGCUCGUACGGAGAACAAAGAUGUCCGUGCCAGUACUCUGCCUCGUCGACGAGGAGAUGCGAUACCAGGUGUCUCGACGUCUCAAAACAGCCCGAAUCGGCAAAGUCCAAGGACGUCGACACCGAGCGUCGAUAGUGCCGUUGGUUCGGCCGAAGGACUCGGUGUACCUCACCAAAGUAAUCUCGAAGAAAUCCGACCUAGGAGCGAUGGUUCCGACAGUUUGGCAACAUCCAGUGCUCUUACCAGCCCGGAACCACCGGUACCGGAAGUUCACGAGCAACAGCCGAGGUUGGAACUUCAAACGGAUGCUUCACCGACCGAGGUGAUACCUUCCGAGCCGAUUUAUCAAGUCGUCGAUAGCACUCCGAUCGAUGAGAUCGUUCAGAAAGAGAACAGAAUAGAGCCGCACGAAGUAAUCGUAACACCGCCGUUGGAGGAACCAAGACUCAGUCAAGCUAGCGAGGGCAGCGAGGCACCUAGCGAGACACCUUCGGAAGCGUCCUCUCCACCUGGUAAGACCAGACGUUAUCGUGGUGACACUAGCAAGAGAAGAAAGGGUGUAUACAUAACGCAAUGGCCAGAACCUUUGGACGCCGACAGAAACAAACUUACUGCUCAGAGCAGCGAGGAAAGAGAUGAGCCACCUGCUACACCAAGCGAUUUAUCCGAUUGCGAAGGACACGCACCGCGAAGGUACAGCAAGCGACCACUUCGUGGUCCUUACGGUCAAAUGCUUGAAGCUGAAAUGGCUAAGCCUCGUGCAACUGAUAUAUCUCUGGAAGAAGGUCUCAGACCUAGACGCAAAGUAUCCGCUAAUCUCUCGUACAAUACCGGCGCUAAUAGUAGCUCCGAACCACCUACACCUUGUCAUCAUAGAACUACCUCUAGCCCAAGCAAAUUAGAGGGAUUACCUGGACCAAGUCCGGAGUUACUCGCUGAACUUUUGAGAGGAUCUUCCGAGAGAGUAGCUCGUGCACCUGCUCAUCGAAACGACACGAGAACUCACGUCGUUGUCGAGCUUUACGACACCGAACGUUCAUACGUCGAGGCUUUGCAAAUAUUAGUCAAUGUAAGAAUACCUCACGGACAUACGGGACACGUGCGGUUUCUAACAUGCGUAGAAACCAGUACAUCAACGAAACCAGAGCCACGACCAAAGGUGAAUCGAUACUCUUUAAAAUCGAAGAAAGUUCAUCAAAAUAACAUCAAUUGCGGUAAGCUCUUGGUAAUAUCCGGUGGCGAUGGUUACGAGGAUUUCAGAGGACCACAAGCAUCCGCAGAAUUACAAGCAGGUCGCGAGGAUUCGACGAAUCAUCUUCUUUUGUGGAAGAUCAUUCUCAGUAAAUCCCUUCAAUUAGUAACGUUCAUCCGUCACGAUUUAGUCACCAUAGCUUCGAAUCAGGGUACGCGGAAGGAACGAGCUCUCUUUUUGUUCUCCGACCUAUUGGUUAUUACCAGUAUCAAACGACGAAGUGGUACAAUAAGCAAACCAUCUACGAGCACUUGCCCGAGCAGUUUGAUCAGUCUUCUCGAGGCUAACAAGUACGAAAUAUUGAUGAGAAUACCAUUGGAUGAUCUCGAAGUGAUAAAAGCCAAGGACGAGAAUCUCAGACGAAUGGCACGCGAGGUUGAUCAUCAAAGAGAGGAUUGCGCCACGUUGAGUCAACUUCAGGAACUCGCGAUUACAAUACGUGGAAAUAAGGCACAACUGGAGGAUCCGAUCAAGGACAUGCUAUGUCAAACGCAACGGCAGCUAGCCGAAAUAAACGCUGCUCCUUCUCAAUUGGCUUGUUUAGAAUUAACGUUGAACACACAAUCGGGUAUCGAGAAUAUAUCCGUUGUCUUCACAAAGCCCGACAAGAGAGCGAGCUGGGAGGAGAGUUUCAACGAAGCCAAACAAAAGUUGGUGUUGUCUGCCGAUCGAAGACUUUGUCCAGAAUUCGUCUGUUCUUUACCCAUUAGAAAAACACGAGCUGGUCUUCAAUUGACUUGCGCUGCACCAACAUUAUCUAAUGGACAAGAACCUUGUGAUGUGUGGGUUUGCAAUAGCGACGGAUACGUUGGUCAGGUGUGCGUGUUGAGUUUGAGCCCAGAACCACCUCAAGUUACGUCUUGUAAUGGAGUCUGCAAUGCCAGAAUCCUUUGCGUUGCUGGUAUACCUGCUUCUACUCCUGGUUCGAACUCUUCGGCAUCCACUAGUAAUACGUUGGUGAAUAGUAAGAGCGGCAUCAGUAUUUCCGUACAAGAUGUCGACUCCGGCAGUGAUAAUAUUCAAUUAGACAGCUCGAGUUCCGACGAUUCGGACUUGGACGACAUUCCAAACGUGGAUGUUUGUAGCGCGACCUUUGGCAGUAAUGUCUCUAAUGUCGAUAACGCUACUGUCAGUGAAGAAGAUCCCAAUCAGCCAACCAUGAUAGCAGUGUACACCGUAUUAUGUAAGUCGCCCCUCGAGAAGAGAAAAUGUGUCUGGUAA